CGAAGGAGAGGCAAAUGUAUCACUUUGUCUCAGAGCGAACAGCGGAACUUCGCGUCUCCGAGAAUGUGCUGAUUGGCAGCCAAACGACGCAGUACCUAAAGUGUUUUCAACUUGAAGCAGUGCGUUUUCUCUAUAAACGGCUGUCCAAACAAGAGUUUUGCAUAUUGAACGAUGAGAGCGGGUUGGGCAAAACGGCGUCCGUUGUGGCUCUGUUAAGUGGACUGGGAACGUCCAAGAAGACGCUUAUUGUAUUGCAGAACGAUGAUCAGUUGCUGGCUGGCUGGCAGUUUCACUUGGGCAUCCUCACAGAUUUGCCCGUAUGCGUUAUUAAGGACGUUAGUGACACUACAGAGUCGGCACAUAGUGUUUAUCUAAGCAAGUGGAGCGUAUUACGCAGCAUAGGCGAUCUCAGCAAGCUAAAGUUUGACUACGUUAUAGUUGACCAUCGCGGCUAUACGUUAAAUAAUAACUUUUGCACUUCCAUGCUGUUGAAGCAAUUUGAGGGCAAAGUGAAUAUUGUGAUAUCUAGUGUGGACAUAACGUCCGAUGUUAGGCUGCUUUAUAAGGUGAUGCAUUUGGGAGGGUGUUUGGAUCAUCAAUUCAAGAGCUUUAAAAGUUUUGAGAGCAACUUUCAUCUACCAGAUGUUAAUGAGGUGCUAAGCAAACGUGUCGAUCUCGAGGAGUACUAUAAGCAACGAGGUGUCCUUGGCGAAUACAUCAAAGAUUAUCGUCUUCGUCGUUAUCGCCAUCAAUUCGAUUCAUAUCUGCCUCUUGUAACGCCCGAACAAUACAAGAGGAACCUAUCUCUUUGGCUGGGCGAAAACAAUAGCAAUAGCACAAUAAGCGGCUCAACUAUAGAUUCUAGAACAUCAGACAUUUGCUCGACGGGGGACACAGACGAAAUAUUCGAGUGUCUGAUGAGUCUUAAAAGGGAACAACAGUUGACUCAACGUCAGGAGGCAGAUAAAAUAUCGCUGUCUGAGCACAGUGAUGACGUGGUUGUAAUGGAACCUUUAGUCUUGGAAUCCGAAUCAGAAGCAGAAACGGAAGCGAAUGCCCAUAUCGAGGAGUUCAACAACAACGUGGUAUUGCUUUCCAGUGAUGAUUGUGAAAUAAUUGUAUCGCCAACGACAUUGCCACAGUUGGAACCAAUGGCAUCAAAUUCACAGACGGUCAAACCCAUGCGAAAAUACACAAAACGUGCACAAGAUCCAAAGUCAGCGGAGCUCACCGAAUCAGAGGCAGAAGAGCUGCCUGAAACAUCGAAGAAACCAAGAAAAAUACUUAACGCUAGGUUGAGACAUACUUCCAAGGCUUCGUCUAAAAGGUCACCGAAUACACUGGCUAAACCUGAGUCCCUUAUAAAACCUGAGCCGAAAACACCUAAACGUGAAACACUGCCUCCAGUUACGCCUAAAACUGAACCCAGGUCCACACGUAUUAACAGAAACAAAUCAAUUGAUAUGCAACCUAGGCAGACACGUGGAAUGCAAAGACUUACGCGUUCCGCGGAUUCACGGCCAUACAGCAAAUAUAUGACGCAGAUGAGAUCGCUGGAUUACGAUAAAAAAGUAACACCUAAAAAGAAACGCAAUUCCGAUACAAGUCAAACUCCCAAAAGCAGCAAGGCCAAAAAGGAGAAGUCCGCAAUGAAGCAAGAGAUGGCUGUCACGCCUAAGAAAUCUAAGUCAAUAGCAACGAAAGUGGAGCAGUCGGAACCCAAAAGGGGGAUGAGGGGCCGACUGCUAAAGGAACAUGUUUCCAACAAACUCACCUCUUCACCUAGAAAUAAAGGGAUUGAAAAAGUCAGUUCUAAAAUCGCAGAGGCCUCGUCCGCUGUCACCUCAAAACUAGCCGAUUCUGUUCCGAACAAUGAAAGGAACGGUAAGGCCUGUCUGAAGAUCUUAACGGCUUCCUCAGCUGCCACGCCUAAUUUACGGAAUUCUCAGCAUGGCAAUAAAAAAAAAGGAAGUUCAAAACCCGUGAUAGCUGCACCCGCUCCAACGCCUGAGCUACUAAGCUCUGGCUCUAUAUUGUCCGAUAGCUCGUAUUUGCAAUGCGCGCAAAAGCUCCCGGAGAACCUUGCAGAACUUGAUGACUUGGAUCUGCCUGCAUUUCGGGUACCUCACGUACCGCCGGCAACUCAACUGAUGCUGCCCAUUGCUCUGAAUUUGUUCAGCGAUUCCGAGGUGGCUGUCGUAACUAGUCCGAAUCAGAAGCCAGACGUUGUGGUGAUCAAUAGUUCCUAUGAUGAAAGCUCGCCGCCGUCAACUGAGCCAUCGCAAAGUCGACGCACUCGAGCAUUGAAGAGGAAGCGCGCAGGUCCUACAAAGGAGCAACAACCCCAGCCGACCACCUCGCGGUUUGGCCUCUUGCUGGCUCAGCAGCGUGGUUCGGUCAACAAAUCUCCUGACAUAUUCAGCAACUGCUCCGAAGCGUCGCAAGUAACGCUAGCGCAGCCUGUGCAAUUUGAGGGCUUCAAAAUAUUUGGCUCGGAGGUGAAACAGCCGCAGCAGUAUGAAAACGCAACUUUUGGCAUAUCGGCUAAAAAGAAGCGUGAUCGAUCCUGCCUUGAACUUUUGGAAAAAAUGUUUGAGCCACAUCAUUCUAAGGAUAACGAGUCAGGUAUUCAGUUGUUGCCGAAUUUGUCCAGUCCCAAGCAACAGCUGCCACAACGUCGAUUGACCUUGCAGGACGAUGACAUCUUCGAGAUAACCAAUAAUGGCGAAUUCGGCAGUCGACUUCGUGUCGACUCCACGGGGAAUGUGUCGCCCGUGCAGCAACAGCAGCUGGCACAACGUAACAAAAUUACUAACUAUCUGAUUGGCGCUAGUGGCGCUUCGGAGGACAGUGGCCAGCGUACUCAAUCCAGCCAAUUGCUGCGCAAGUCACCCAAAGCCAUCAAAUCCACUCAAUCUACAAAGCUGACACGUUGGUUUGGCACUGCCAUCUCAGGUGGGUCCCAGAGCGUGCCUAGCACACCCGUGCAACCAUCCGAGAAAGCGGAGCGUGCUCGGUUGGCACGCAGUGCUGGAUCCAAGAAACGGAAGCGACUUGAGUUGGACAAGUAACUUGAUAUUAUGCUGACCACAUGAUCUAUUUAAAAGACUAAAGAGCCUCAAGACUAUGCAGCGAGUCAAGCUAAGCCAUUUGCAUAAACUUCUAUCGAAAUGUAUUUCACAUUGUCUAUACAACCGCCUAUCAGACUUCACUGAAAAACAUUUUUUCAAUAGAAAUGUACUCAGAGACUUCAAUUGUAAUGUCCUUUAAAGGUUUAUAACAACUGUACCUUAAGUUAAGAGAUUAGAGAAUCAAAUUGUGUUGGUUAAAUCUAUUCAUUUAAUACAAAGUUCUUCUUUAUAAGGGAUAUACGCUGUGAAAGUUCAAAUGGAUCUGUAUACCGUACACAGAUCGAUGAAUUAUUUAUAAAACUCUUCAAAUACAAAAAAUAGAUAUAUUUGUAUAUGUUAGGG
This is a messenger RNA of Drosophila hydei, 3473 nucleotides long. RefSeq names its product protein suppressor of underreplication (gene SuUR). The record is from RefSeq and is a predicted model, not a curated record. NCBI's taxonomy places the organism in Eukaryota, Metazoa, Arthropoda, Insecta, Diptera, Drosophilidae. Gene Ontology annotation, molecular function: ATP binding; ATP-dependent chromatin remodeler activity. The coding region runs from base 15 to 3071 and encodes 1018 amino acids. The transcript has 4 exons.